AUGGAUUUUAUCACCAAAUUACCGAGGACCGCACGAGGUGUUGACGCGAUAUGGGUGAUUGUAGACCGAUUGACGAAGAGUGCUCACUUCCUGGCUAUCAGUGAGAGCUCUUCUGCGGAGAGAUUGCCUGAGAUCUACGUUCUAGAGGUGGUAGCACGGCAUGGGGUGCCGACAUCGAUAGUGUCAGAUCGAGAUAUGCGUUUUACUUCCAGGUUCUGGAAGAAAUUUCAUGAGGAGUUGGGUACCCGAUUGCACUUUAGUACCGCAUAUCACCCAUAA
Molecule: messenger RNA, 279 nt
Organism: Lactuca virosa
Lineage: Eukaryota; Viridiplantae; Streptophyta; Magnoliopsida; Asterales; Asteraceae
Source: the annotation of a GenBank genome assembly